Molecule: messenger RNA, 764 nt
Organism: Hibiscus syriacus
Lineage: Eukaryota; Viridiplantae; Streptophyta; Magnoliopsida; Malvales; Malvaceae
Exons: 4
Coding region: 1-552 (183 amino acids)
Source: RefSeq, a predicted model, not a curated record
AUGAAGACCCCAGGGAUAAGAUUGAAAACUGGCGCAAAAAGUAACCAUUUUCUCCCUCUCUUCCCGGCCAAACCCUCCCUCCUUUAUUUUCCAUCUCUCUUCUUCCCCGCUCAGCAUCCAAAACCUUUCCCUUUUAUCUCGUUUUCCCUCUUUCAUUGUUGUUUCUGUUUGCCUAGUUGUCUAGUUGUUCAAUUAAUAAACUUUGUUACUACUGUUGUUAUCUUCUUUGUUUUCUGCUUCUGUUUUCAGACUCUCAGAGCUCGUGUGGUUGCCAAGGCUGAAGAAAAGAAACUGGAGUUGUUGUUUCUUCAGUGUAUUUUAUCUCUAUAUUAUUCAAAUUUCAUUUUUUAUCAGUAUUUUGUUAACAAUGAAAACUUCAAAUUGGCAGUUUCAGGCACUAUUUGUGCUGCUACAUUGGCAAGGAAUGUAAUUUUAGUUACCCUUUUUGACUCUGCUAGAGCCCCCGGUGGCCGCAUGUCUCAAAGAAGAUUCUACUUUCAAAGUUUAAAAUCAAAGUGGUCAAAUAAAAAAAGUGUUCCGUUAUCGUGUUGAGAUGCAAAGGAGCGCAAGUCCUGGUUGUAUACGGUACUCAUUUAGAUGUAGAGAAUUUGAAGGGUUUUUUUUGGAGGAGAUGAGGGAUGUUAUCUGGGUUUAUAAACUAUAUCUUUUUAUCUUGCUGUGUUAGGUUAUGUGAUUGCUGUUUUAGGUGAUGUCAACACAGAAGUUGUUUUAGUUUUAAUGAAUAGGAUACAUUUUUUUCUCGU